AAGACUUGCCAUACCGGGCAUCUAAUGAAGUCAUUCUGCAUAUUCAUGUGAGGUUACGACUUCUGUCGAGAUCACACUACUUUCCAACGGUGUAACUAAAUAAUUUGCAUCCUAUUUAAUAUGUCAUUUAAGUCAAAUAUUUAAAAAAAAAAAACUGUGGUCAGUUUUUAUCACCAAUAAUUAUAUGACUGGUUUACCAAUUAUGGGUAAGAAGUUCCUUCAGUUUUUACUCAAGAGAAUUUUUGAGGACUUGGAUAAAAGUCUCUUCGACAAGGUUAAUCUACCUACAAUUAAAGAUUGUCAAGCUGGUAAUUUAAUUCCAGCAAAGUAUAUUGUUAAACCACCUACCCCACGAUUUAAAAAUCAACUAUCACUAUUCAAUAGGUUCUUUAAUGUAACUGAAGGUUUCCAAUUAACUGAGGUCAACUACAAAUAUGUCAUUCACUUUUUUGAAUAUCAAUAUCUAAUAUUAAAGAAACCUAAAGCUGAAUUACUAACAAGGAUAGAAAUCUUGGAUAUGCUAUGUUAUUUGGCUAAACAAAUUCCACCAGAAAAGAUAGUAAUUUGUGAAUUAAAGACAGUUUUAAUCCACAUGUAUAACAAAAAAAGAUUUAUGAAUGAGGUUAUUUCCUUUAUGUACAAGUAUCCCAUAUUGACCAAGUAUACCAUUGAUACUUCAUUGGCUAUGUGUUAUGCAUUUGAAAAGUUCAAGUAUCCAAUCCUUAACGAUUUAAUUAAGAACCUGAAAGCCAAGGAUAGUCGAUCAUUACAUGAUUUUAUAUUAUUUUAUUUCCACCAGCUUAUGGAAGAACAAAGUGAGAGGUUGCCCAAUUUAAUCGAUAUAAUUAAGAAAUUUGUAAAUAGAUUUAUUGUUCUUCCCAAAGAAGUCGAAGAGCAAAAGUUGGUUGACAUGUUAAAUGAGCUUUCCUUGAUUUCACUCAAUUCCAGUGAAAUUAUUUCACUUUAUGGGAAAAGCUUAAAAGAAUUUUGCCAAAGACGAGGUACUUGUUGCCUUUAA
This is a messenger RNA of Spathaspora passalidarum NRRL Y-27907, 1018 nucleotides long. RefSeq lists its product as uncharacterized. The record is from RefSeq and is a predicted model, not a curated record. Bases 185 to 1018 code for a protein of 277 amino acids. The transcript has a single exon. NCBI's taxonomy places the organism in Eukaryota, Fungi, Ascomycota, Pichiomycetes, Serinales, Debaryomycetaceae.